AUGAACGCCGCGCAGUACCUGCUGGACCGCAUGCGCACGUGCAAGGCGCUGCACGAGAUCGGCGACAAGAAGGCGCGCGGCUGCUUCCAGUCCGUGGGCAGCGCCACGCACUCGUUCCACGGCGACGACGCAGUCGGCUUCGGCCCGGGCUACAUGGUGGUGGCGGACGGCGUGUCCGGCACCAUGAAGGCGUCCGGCGUGCUGGCCAGGAUGCUGGUGGCCGAGACGCUCACGCACCUGGCCAAGCUGCGCAAGCGCUCGAGGGAGGAGCCGCCCUGCGCCGAGGACUUCAGCCAGAGCAUGCAGGCGGCCAUCAAGAGCGCGCGCAAGAUGGCCAAGCGCAAGGGGAGACUCGACUCGACGAUCUCGGCUGUUUAUUUCGACGAGGUCUCGCGCCAGAUGUUCGUCUACACGAUCGGCGACUGCAAGUGCGUCGUGUUCCGCGGCGACGCGCUCGUGUUCGAGAGCGACUCCAUCAUCUACGACUUUAACGUGCCGGCCGUGGUGUCCAGCAACCAGUCUAUCAACUACGCGGCGGAGGUGCAGAUCCAGGUAUUUGAGUAUGAAGAGGGUGACGUGUGUCUGCUCUUCUCGGACGGCGUGCACGACAAUAUAUACGUUGACGACAUUGUGUCGUGCGUCGCGUCGGCUUCGACGUCGCCGUCGUCUCGAUCGAAGGGCGGCGCGGCGGAGGAGAUCGCCCGCAGGACAGUGCAGCGCGCCAAGGACACCUUCGCGUGCAGCUCGCAGUACAUCCCAUUCGCCGUUUCAGCCGCGGGCUUCUGCCGCGAGGCGUUGGCCGAGCUCGAGAACAGCAAAACCGUCGACGCGGAGGAGUUCGAGCGGUUCCGACAGAAGUGCGAAGCCAUCCCAUCUCUAGAAAUCCAGCGCGCCGCCUUCACCAAAGAGCGGCGCGUGCGCCAGCUAGCGUUCUACAGCGCGUCCAACCUGCUCGCCUUCGCACACAAGAAGCAGGGCAAGCGUGACGACAUCUCCGUGUGUGCAGCAGUUCUCGCGUGA
Messenger RNA from Phytophthora sojae, 1020 nucleotides. RefSeq lists its product as hypothetical. The coding region runs from base 1 to 1020 and encodes 339 amino acids. The record is from RefSeq and is a predicted model, not a curated record. Lineage: Eukaryota; Oomycota; Peronosporomycetes; Peronosporales; Peronosporaceae. The transcript has a single exon.